Mercenaria mercenaria is the source of this 1142-nucleotide messenger RNA. RefSeq lists its product as uncharacterized. The transcript is spliced from 3 exons. The record is from RefSeq and is a predicted model, not a curated record. The coding region runs from base 137 to 1126 and encodes 329 amino acids. Lineage: Eukaryota; Metazoa; Mollusca; Bivalvia; Venerida; Veneridae.
CACGCGAGGUCCAUGACAACGACGUCGCACUCGGAACAUCUAUAAAGUUAAAUGCAAAUUAUUAAAAAUGCACAAAAAACAUCCUGUAUAAUCCGACCGAAAUGACAGACACAGGAAUGAAUUACAUGGCUGAAGAAUGCUUGUGAUAAUGGAUAAAGUAAAUAAAGAUACUUUCGAUGUCGACGAAGAGGUUCGGUUAUUUAUGAAAGACAAGAUCAAAAAAGACGUCUGUUUAUGUAAGAAAUACGGUAGAGCAAUCAAAAGAAAGCCAUGCCCUUCCUGUUGUGAUGAUCAAAGUCAAGGAGAAGCGCCAAAGAAACCAAAAUGCCAUCGCACACCAACUGGAAACUAUGGUCGCACAGGGUGCCUCGCAAAACCGGAUCUGUGCACCAUUCUGGAACAGGAUGUUCUCUGUAAAGUAGCCGACGAACUUAUACACAAGUUCGGGAUAAAAAUUACAUGUAAAAAUAAAAAUAAGACUGGUAUAACAGAAGUCAAUACAAAUCGAAGAAACGAUCCAGCAAGUGCCACUGCACAUGGCCUUAACUGCGUUGACAAAGAAUGUCCGGCAAAUAGCAAAUUGGAGAAAUUUUUCGAUGUCGAAAAUCUUAAAGAUACAGACUAUGCAGAAAGUACCGACACCCCAUUGCUGAAUGCAACUGACAAAGGUCGUAUCAAAUCAUACGGUGCUGUAAAUGAACGAGUUAGUCUGAAGAAAAGCAAAGAAACCGUUGCCAACAACAACACAUUGCAUUCCAUGAACGGUAAAAGAACUGUGCGAGAGUUACAUUUCCAGACGGGAAGUCAGAAGCCCGGAGACGCUUAUAGUGUUAAUGGUGCACCUGUUCAGUAUCCCUGGCUUAAACAAAAACCUACCCUUAUUCCGGCUCGUGAUUUUCUUGAUCGGUAUGUUAAUCGGACUGAAAAUAACAAAACUUUCAGCGAGAAUGAAAUGCACAAACUUGGGUCUUCAAGUUUAGAAAUUAAACACGGCAUCACUAAAGAUGAAAAACAUGAUGAUACCAACUUGACAGACAACCAAAAACUAAUUGAUGGUUUGUCUCGUAUAACUAUUAAGUAUUCAGAUCAUAAUUUGACAGACAUUGAAAAAGGCAAGACCAAAUAAAGUUUAUGAAAAAGUC